This is a messenger RNA of Rhizophagus irregularis DAOM 181602=DAOM 197198, 907 nucleotides long. The record is from RefSeq and is a predicted model, not a curated record. NCBI's taxonomy places the organism in Eukaryota, Fungi, Glomeromycota, Glomeromycetes, Glomerales, Glomeraceae.
AAUUGAAAUCCGCUACAGAUCAAGAAAGAAAAGAUAAUAAUAACACGAUAAAAUUGCUUCAAGAAGAGCUGCAAAAGAAUAAGGAUGAACUUAAAUUGAAGGAAGACAAUCUUAAUUCAAAUCUAAAGGAUCUUUCUGAUGCUCUUGACAAAUUGAGUGCUUCUCAACAGGCAUUAGAUGAAAUUAUGACGAAUUCAGCUGCCAAAGACAAACAGUAUAGUGAAGAAACGAAGAGACGGGAAACUUUGUUGGAAGAAUCACAACAAAAUUAUAAUAGAGAGCUUGCAGCUCAUGCUGCCGCUGUACAAUCUUUGAAUGAUAUACAACAACUGCAUAAAGUGCUACAGGAAGAAUUUAAUCAAUUUAAGAUUAAAGCUCAACAAACGGAAUCUUCCUUGAAUGAUGAAAGAGUGCGGUUUGAAAAAGAAUUAGCAGAAUUCCAACAAAAAUGUAAGGAUUUCGAAGAAGAUAACAAAGUUCUUCGCAAUUAUUUCAACAAUACACCUACAGACAUGACUGCGCAGAAUCAAGUAAUAUCUUUGCUACGAAGCGACCAACAGAAGGCGGAAGCAGAAAAGGACUAUUAUGCAAAACAGGCUGAAAGGAACGAGCAGAAAAGGCCGCACCUGAUCAACAACUUACUAAUGAACUACUAGAAGCGCAAAAGUUAUCAAAAAUUCUUGAUGAAAGCAAUCAGACCCUACGAAACGAAAAAGAAAAUUUAGAUAAGAAGAUGGUUGAAUUAGAGUCUUCAAUAAAAAUAUCCGAUGAGAAAAACAAUUCUCUUGAAGACGAAAUCCGAACUUUGAAAGUUGAUCUUAGCACUUAUCAACAAGAAAUAAACCUUCUUAAAGAUGACAACAAUAAAUGGAGAGACAGAUUCCAAACUGUGCUCAACAAAUAUGGU